Molecule: messenger RNA, 663 nt
Organism: Symbiodinium necroappetens
Lineage: Eukaryota; Dinophyceae; Suessiales; Symbiodiniaceae
Source: the annotation of a GenBank genome assembly
AUGGGAUGCCAGCAAAGUGCAGAUGCUGGACCACAUGCAUCUGUCGCGAUGGUUGUCCUGCUGCCCCACUCCAAGCGGCCAGAAUACAGGUCCUUGAAAUACGCUUACCCCUGGGCUUUUGAGAACCUGCUCCACACCCUGGACAACACGCCGGACUUGACCAAAGCACAGCUUCCUCAGCUGCAGCUUGCCCGCACUUGUUUGCGCGGAAGAGACUCCAGACUCGGAGCUGGCACGCCCAAGACGAUGGCGACCUUAAAGCCGAAGGACUGGGAUGCCUCUGGCACCGACGUGACCGCCCUGAGCCACGAGGCUUUGGUCGGGCAUUUGCGGACACAGGUCCUUCGAGGCAUGAAGAGGCGGCGGGUCCGGUCCCAACCCGAGUUGACAAAGGACAGAUCCAUGCCAAGACUGGAGCCAGACAAGGAGAUGAGCACUACGAGGGGCAGAAACUCCUAUGGCAAUUUCUUCGUCAAAGAAUCGACCUGGGAGAAGGUGGGCUUCUUGGGGGAGCGCACCCUGAUACCCUACGAGCAGAAGCCGCGGACUCCACUGCCAGAGCACCUGCGAGAGGAGAUGCGAGCUGAGUGCGAGACUGUCCACCAGAUAUCCUUGAAGCUCUCCCAACCGCGGAACCGCGAUGGGAUGAUCUUCUCCGGUUAG